This is a messenger RNA of Ilex paraguariensis (yerba mate), 2636 nucleotides long. The record is from the annotation of a GenBank genome assembly. NCBI's taxonomy places the organism in Eukaryota, Viridiplantae, Streptophyta, Magnoliopsida, Aquifoliales, Aquifoliaceae.
CAUUUACGCACCACAGCGACCUUCUCCGGUGCUGUCACUACGACGCCAUGGACGGCGGUGAAAAGUCGGAGAACAUUCUCUACCGAGCACUGGUGGAUCGGUUUCGAAGUUUGGAGGCGAGUCACGCAAAGCUCAGAGAGCAAUUGAAUGUACUGGUUCAAGAACAAGGUGUCAAGAAUUCACGGGAUGAUGGGACGUCAGAUUCCGGCGAAGUGACGCUAUACACAGGCUGGCCUUGUGUUCCCGGAGUGUUCUCGUCGGGAAGUCCGUACAGGAACGUGUUGGAGUACAUGGGCCAUGCAGUUCAUGUUAGCAGAGUUGGCUCUGGAGAGAUUAUUUUCUGGAACCGGUCUGCUGAAAAACUUUAUGGAUAUAAGGACUAUGAAGUACUUGGACAAAGAGCUGAAGAGCUGCUUAUUGAUGAAGAGCAUUACACUUCCGCAAAGAAAAUCAUGGAAGCGUUGAGCUUUGGUCAAUCUUGGUCAGGUCAGUUCCCCUUUAAGAAGAGGUCCGGGGAGAUUUUUAUGGCGAUAGUGACAAAAAGCCCAUUAUAUGAGGAUGGUGAGCUUGUUGGUAUUAUCACUGUCUCAAGUGAUGCGGUUGUAUUUAACAAUAAAAACUCUGAAAACAUGAGAACGCAUCAGGAUCGUCCUAAUGGCCAACCUAAAGUACAGGGAAUAAAUAUGAAAAAGAUGCAGUGGCAUCCACGUCCACAGAUUGCUUCCUCUGUUUCCAAUCUGGCCUCAAAAGUUCUGUUUCGAAAACGAAUGGAUGAUGAAUGCAAUGCAUGUGGAAUUGCCGGAGACAGAGAGAAGACAGUACAUGAUGCUCACAAUGUUAGAUAUGAGAAACCAUCCCAAACACCAACAGCAAAGCCUAGUUUCAGUUUGCACAUUGACAAAAGCACAACUGAUGCAGCCAGCUCCGAGAAGGAUGAAUCUUCAUCCGAAUUUGCUCAGCCAUCUAGAAUAGCUGUGAAGGUCCUAUCGAAAUUGCCUAUUCGGGGAAUUGGUAACCUGGGAAAAGUCAAGAAUGAGAGUACUCGACAGAAUGUUUCCAAUGAUAGUAAGGUGAGGAAGGACUCAUAUACUCAAAGAGCUUCCGAGGAAACUUCAUGCCACUCUGGUGAUUAUGGUGGUCAUGAGGAAGAUAACUCCCAGAAAGAAACUCCCUUUGCUGCAGAAAGCACAUAUGCACAUGUAAAUUCAGAAACGAUUGCCACGGGUAAUGAGGAGGGUUCUUCUGUUGAAGCCUUGGCAAGAGACUCCAAUCAGUGCUCUGAGGUGCCUGGACGCAAAUAUUGGUUGUCAAAGUCAGGUUUCCCAUUGGAUGCAAAGGAGUUGGUGUCGGAUAUACAAAGUUCGGAGUUCCUGGAGAUAGACAAUGCAGUGCAACGGCAUCCAGAUGCUCAACAGUUCCCAAGUUCAGGGGGUAGCGUUGGCAGCAUCCAUGAAAGUUCAUCAAGCAAAGAUGAAAAUGAGUCAAACUUGGUAGUGGCUUCUGAAAUUCGUUGGGAAGACCUACGUUUGCUAGAGGAGGUUGGACAAGGUUCAUUUGCUGUUGUGUAUCGUGGAAUCUGGAACGGAUCGGAUGUUGCCGUUAAGGUUUAUUUUGGGAAUCAAUACAGUGAGGACACUUUAGUUGACUACAGGAAAGAGAUCAAUAUAAUGAGAAGACUGAGGCAUCCGAAUGUGUUGCUGUUUAUGGGACCAGUAUAUUCAGAGGAAAAACUGGCCAUAGUGACAGAGUUCUUGCCAAGGGGAAGCCUCUUUAAAACACUUCACAAGAACAAUCAGUCGUUAGAUAUCAGACGUCGUCUGAGGAUGGCUCUUGAUGUGGCAAGAGGUAUGAAUUAUUUGCAUCACAGAAACCCACCAAUAGUACAUAGAGACCUAAAAUCUUCGAACCUGCUUGUUGACAAAAACUGGACUGUCAAGGUUGGAGACUUUGGCCUAUCAAAGUUGAAGAAUGCAACCUUCUUAACUGCAAAAUCUGGACGAGGAACGCCUCAGUGGAUGGCACCCGAAGUCCUUCGCAAUGAACCAUCAAAUGAGAAGUCAGAUGUCUUCAGUUUUGGGGUCAUUGUUUGGGAACUAAUGACUGAAUCUAUACCGUGGAGCAACUUGAAUUCCUUGCAGGUGGUUGGAGUUGUUGGCUUCAUGGAUCACAGGUUGGACAUACCCGAAGGCCUUGAUCCCCGAGUUUCCUCCAUUAUCCAUGACUGUUGCCAAAGCAACCCGGAACACCGCCCAUCAUUUGAAGACAUUAUUCAGAGAAUGACAGACUUGAUCCAGACAAUUUCAGGAGUGUCAGCUAAGAGGAGCUCAUAAUAGCCUUAAUUGCAUUAUAUUUUCCAGACAAGCCUUUUUUUCUUUUUUCCUUAUGUGGGUUCUGUAUAAAUUUGGCUUUGAAUUCAUCUCAAUGGUACGGUGGGAGAAUUGAAACAGAUCACUAGAGUUAGGUUGGUAGAAUUUACUCUCUUUUUUUUGUGCUAGAGCUGCAUGGAGGCAUUGUUAGUGUAACUAAUAUGACAUAACUCGUCGUUAGUGAUCAUGCCAUGGACAAAUCACUGAUCCAAUUAGGGAAAGUUUGAAAGAGUUUGGGGUUCUUGACAUUUAAGUUUGAGUUGCUUCUGG